Messenger RNA from Antrostomus carolinensis (chuck-will's-widow), 864 nucleotides. Its product is annotated as intraflagellar transport protein 56-like. The transcript is spliced from 7 exons. Lineage: Eukaryota; Metazoa; Chordata; Aves; Caprimulgiformes; Caprimulgidae. Bases 1 to 690 code for a protein of 229 amino acids. The record is from RefSeq and is a predicted model, not a curated record. Gene Ontology annotation, cellular component: ciliary base; ciliary basal body; intraciliary transport particle B. Gene Ontology annotation, biological process: intraciliary transport involved in cilium assembly; intraciliary anterograde transport. Gene Ontology annotation, molecular function: protein binding; intraciliary transport particle B binding.
AUGACGAGGUUUGCCAGUGGUACAAAAUUACCCACAGUAGGAAAAACGAAAGCUUCCACAAUGAUGAAAGCUGUGGAAGAGUAUAUGAGACUGGAUACCAUUCCAGGGAGACAGUGCAUGUCCUCCUGCUUCUUUCUUCUUGGACAGUUUGAUAAUGUCCUGAUUUACCUCAACUCAGUCAAGAGUUACUUCUACAACGAUGACACUUUUAACUUCAACUACGCCCAAGCCAAAGCUGCCACGGGCAAUUUUAGUGAGGCUGAAGAGGUGUUCCUUUUGAUCCAGAGUGAGAAGAUAAAGAAUGAUUUUGUUUACCUUAGCUGGCUAGCUCGCUGCUAUAUUAUCAAUAAGAAACCACAGUUGGCCUGGAAGCUCUAUCUGAAGAUGGAGACCUCAGGGGAGUCCUUUAACCUUUUGCAGCUCAUUGCAAAUGAUUGCUACAGAAUGGGUCAGUUUUACUAUUCAGCCAAAGCAUUUGAUGUUCUGGAAAGACUGGACAGUAAUCCUGAAUACUGGGAAGGCAAGAGAGGUGCAUGUGUGGGUGUCUUCCAAAUGAUCUUAGCUGGCCGAGAGGCAAAACAGACUCUACAGGAAGUAUUGCAUCUUCUGAAGAGCACCAGUAAUUCUCAAGUAGAAUAUGUUGUCCGCAUCAUGAAAAAGUGGGCCAAGGAGAACAGAGUCCCUGUUUAAGUCAGUGCCACAAAAUGAACUGGGUCAGUUACUAGUGUGUGUGUGGCUGUAAGGUAUGGAUCUUGGUUUCUCCUGUGCAUUCUGUGUAUCUCCUUCCUUGCAGGACUUAAGACUGUCAAGCAGAUUGACCCAGCUGAGCGAGAGCAUAGUACAGUGAGAUUGAAAAAUAUUCAG